This is a messenger RNA of Rotaria sp. Silwood2, 1140 nucleotides long. The record is from the annotation of a GenBank genome assembly. Lineage: Eukaryota; Metazoa; Rotifera; Eurotatoria; Philodinida; Philodinidae.
AUGGUCUGUUCUCCUGCUCGGUUUAUAUUUGCAUGUUGUAUAUGCAUCGGUCUUAUAGCAGCUGUCAUUGCAGUGGCUCUUCUUCUUACUUUACGUUCGACGAGGACAACAACAAUAACAACAACAACCUCGACAACAACAACUUCAACAACCUCGACAACAACAACUUCAACAACCUCAACAACAACAACUACAACAACCUCGACAACAACAACUUCAACAACCUCAACAACAACAACUACAACAACCUCGACAACAACAACUACAACAACCUCGACAACAACAACUACAACAACCUCGACAACAACAACUACAACAACCUCGACAACAACAACUACAACAACCUCGACAACAACAACUACAACGACAACUACAACAACAACCUCGACAACAACAACUACAACGACAACUACAACAUCAGCAACAACAACAACAACCACCACUACUACGACUACAACUAUGGCACCGCCAAAUUGUACUACUUGUAUGGUUAGUUAUUCUACUAAUAGUGGUAGUACUACUACUCUUUGUGAUGGUUAUUGUAAUUAUAUUAAUAAUUGUUGUGAUUAUGGUGGUGGUACUGGUGUUAAUACUGGUGGUGGUGCUGGUUCUAAUCAUGGUGGUACUUGUGCUGGUUCUUGUUAUACUGGUUAUAAUCGUGGUACUGGUUUUGGUACUGAUGCUUGUUGUACUGAUGCUACUUAUGAUACUUGUUGUCUUAAUUCUACUUAUUAUUCUGAUUGUUGUAAUGGUACUGGUUGUGCUUCUGCUGGUUGUUGUAAUAAUACUUGUUGUAAUUAUAAUGGUAGUUGUUGUAAUGAUCUUUGUUGUAGUGGUCCUUGUUGUAAUAAUGUUUGUUGUACUGGUAGUCGUACUUGUUGUAAUGGUACUUGUUGUGAUUUUAAUUGUUGUAAUGGUGUUUGUUGUGAUGGUGCUUGUUGUGGUGGUGUUUGUUGUCCUGGUGUUUUUUGUUGUAGUAGUGGUGCUUGUUGUACUACUGGUAUUUGUUGUAAUGGUCAUUGUUGUACUGCUAAUAAUGUUACUUGUGCUACUAUUAAAGGCAGUGUAAGCGGUUUAGGCUGUUUUGGUAGUCGUUCUUGUGCCAGUCCUUACAAUGGUUAUAGUUGUUGUUGCAGUUAA